AUGGCUUGUGAUAUCACUCGAGUCUUCACUAGUACUGUUCGUGCUUUGUCGACCUCCGUAUCUCGAAAAUCCUCUACCGUCUCCUCCGCUGCUACAGAGGGAAAGGCCUCGCCACCAGCCACCGAUUCCUUCUCGUCACGCGCUCGUCGCCUCCACGCUGAGUUGGUGACUGUACGGAAGCACCUUGUUCAUGCUGGUGAGUUGAGUCGUGCGCUAGCCACUAGUGACGCCUCUCUGCAGCGAACGUAUCACGAAGUUGUGAUGGUGAUAAACAACACCCUGGAGCAGUGUGGACAGUUGUUGCAGCAACUGCAACGAUUCCGCGGUGAGGGAGAGAGGGAUAAGGGGCAGGCGAGUGAACACCGCAAGGCGGUAUGUCGGUCAUUGGAGGCGUUUUCAAAGUCACUACAGAGAGCACGAGAUGAGCAGGUAUCUACCUACUGUCGCAGAGUGGAGCUGGCUUGUCGUCUUGGUGAAAUUUCGCCUCCUCCUCAUCAGAAAUCUAAAUUAGGUAAUGUCAUUCGUAAACGCAGCGGGGAUGGUGCUGGAAGAAGCGGUGGUGGUGACACUAGCUGGCUCUUUUCCGCAUCACAAAGUGCCGAAGCUCUGCCACCAGACUCUCUUUCAGAGGGAGAACUAAAUCAAUUGGAGAUGGAGAACGCAGAGGUUUACUUACACUUCCUCUCGGAACGCAAUGAGAUUCAACGUCUAGGCAGCCAGAUUUCGGAGAUUGGUCGCUUGCAAGCCGUGGUGACAGAGAGUUUGGUGGAGCAAGCGGAGAUGGCGCAACACAUCGGUGAACAGGUUGUGGGUUCCACGGAGUUGGUGAGGGAGGCGAAUGAGCAUCUAAGGCAAUCAAUGGAUAAGACGAGGAGUGUGCGAUUUUGGAUCAUCUUCAUCCUCCUCACACUCACUUUCUCGUUACACUUUCUUGAUUGGGUUUAUAUUUUAACUCUUAACAUUCUUUUGCAGCUAUCAUGUCGCUCUUUUCACCACAUAUCUUCACUUGCCUUCAACCAGAUAAGAGCGUUACAUGCUACAAAGCACCAUGAGCAAAUAUUCUUAACCGGAAUCCAACCCACUGGAUACCCUCACCUGGGUAACUACUUUGGAAUGAUAAAGCCCUGCGUAAAACUACAAGGAAGGAGGAAUGUGGAUCGGUUCUUUCUAUUGAUUGCUGACCUGCAUGCCUUAAGCAUAUAUGGUUCUGUCGUUGAUCGGAUCCAAGCUACUCUCCAAUUGACCUCCGCACUUUUGGCCUGUGGUAUCGACCCUGUGCUAAAUUCUGAAGACUCGACUUCUAAAGGAAAAACGAUUCUCUUUCCCCAGUCAAGCGUUACUGGUCACUGUGAAUUGGCUUGGAUUCUGGCCUCCCACUGUACUGUCAACCGCCUGGCGCACCUGCCUCAGUGGCGAGCGAAAUCAGAGGCAGCAGGAGAGGCCGGUGCCUCUGUUGCUCUCUUCACCUAUCCCCUCCUUAUGGCGGCUGAUGUGUUACUCUACGCCGCUGACUUUGUGCCUGUUGGCUCUGACCAGGUUACGCAUCUCGAACUCAUUCGUGACCUCGUUCGUGCUACAUUGACCUAUUGGCCAGCUCUCCAAGGUCUUAUCAAGUCUCCCCACAUGAAUUUGGCCGAAACGCCAAAGAUAUACAAUCUUCGGGAUCCAACGAAAAAAAUGAGCAAGUCACUGGGUCCUGAAUUUGGCACCAUUUGGUUAACCGACUCUCCUGACACAAUCCGAUCGAAGGUGACGCGUGCACAGACCGAUUCUAUCCGUCAUUUGGCCUACGAUCCCGUGGAUCGACCUGGCGUGGCCAACCUCAUGCAGAUAUUUGCAGCAGCGAAGGGCAUCCCGGUCCAGGAGGCGAUAGAACAGUUGGUAAAAUUGUCGAAGGUGGAGCUCAAAAACACUGUUAUCGAUGCCGUCAUAGAGGAACUAACGCCCAUUCAAGCAAAAUUAACGGAAUUGGAGCGCUCUGAACUGGCUCAGAAUGCUCUUUCGGCGGGAUCCCAAUUGGCAAAUAUUGUGGCUUUGCAAAAUUUGCGAAAAAUUAAAGAAGCGAUAGGUUUGCAUUGCUACUAG
This is a messenger RNA of Hydatigera taeniaeformis, 2085 nucleotides long. The record is from the annotation of a GenBank genome assembly. NCBI's taxonomy places the organism in Eukaryota, Metazoa, Platyhelminthes, Cestoda, Cyclophyllidea, Taeniidae.